AAUCCGUUUGAGUGUGUCAAAUUAUUGAGUCUCACUGUGAAAAGGUGCAAAAUGGCAGCGAAAAAAAGAAAGUUUUCCCAAGAUUACGUCAAGUUUGGAUUUACCUUCAUGGAAACAGCCGAGUUACAAUUGCCUCUGUAUGCGAUCUGUAUCAAAGUUUUAAGUAAUGAUAGCAUGAGGCUCAAUCGCCUUGAAAGGCAUUUGCAGCAACAACAUCCUAGUCUGGUUUUGAAGACGAAAGAGUUUUUUCUUCUAAAGCAGAAUCCCUCAAGCGGAUGAGACUGGAUAAAUCGGGAAGUUAUCACACAGAUGUAUCGCAGCAUCUCAUAGCUUCAUUUGAAAUAGCUUUUAUGAUAGUAAAUGAAACCUCAUACUAUCGGUGAAGAAUUAAUAAAACCAUGUGUCAUAAAAGCCAUGCAGAUAAUUUUAGGCGCAGAUACAGAGCAAAAAAUGAAGUAUAUUUCUCUUUCGAAUAAAAC
Messenger RNA from Acanthoscelides obtectus, 479 nucleotides. The record is from the annotation of a GenBank genome assembly. NCBI's taxonomy places the organism in Eukaryota, Metazoa, Arthropoda, Insecta, Coleoptera, Chrysomelidae.